Messenger RNA from Magnusiomyces paraingens, 1821 nucleotides. RefSeq lists its product as uncharacterized. The record is from RefSeq and is a predicted model, not a curated record. The transcript has a single exon. Gene Ontology annotation, biological process: mRNA splicing, via spliceosome. Lineage: Eukaryota; Fungi; Ascomycota; Dipodascomycetes; Dipodascales; Dipodascaceae. Gene Ontology annotation, molecular function: zinc ion binding; RNA binding. Gene Ontology annotation, cellular component: spliceosomal complex; nucleus. Bases 1 to 1821 code for a protein of 606 amino acids.
AUGGCAUCAUCAUUACUAGAAGCACAGAGAUCAUCUUUAGAAGAGCUGGAUCGCAUAGAGCAGGCAAUUUCUGAGCGUAUUACUCGAAAUCCUGCUAUUUUACCUGACAAUGCACGUCUAUCAGCAUCUUCAGAAUUACACGGACGUCGCAAACGACCUUUCAAGGAAACAGUUUUACAGGAGCAAGAAGUUGGUAGAUUUGUGAAGCGCUAUCGUGAACAGUGUGAGUUUCUUGAAAAAUCAUUUUUAGAAACUGGCCCUAAUGCUGUUGCACGUAAAAAAGAACUGGCCGAGUUGGCAACUACUGACGAUGCACGGGUGUCACUUCUCGACAACUUUUACAGACAAGCAAACGCGGUUAAGGAAUAUCAUCGACGGUAUCCUAAUCAGGAGGUUGAAGACUUACAUGCACAAUAUCAAAUGGGAAUUGUUUCUCUGCGAAAACAACGCGAAAUGCUGGAAAGUGGUGUGCUAGCCGAGGGAUUGGAGUUAGAAGAGAAUCCAGAAGUCGCAGCUGCAGGAGGUUCACAACAAGCAGCUGCUGUUGCAAAUCUCCUUGCAGCCGAGUCUAAGGGAACUGCGAUUUUGUUAAGUUCUAUGGCUGCAGAUUUAAAUCUGGACGCGAUUUUUUCUGGCGAAGAGAGUUACGGCAAGUAUAUUGACUUGGUGGCGUUCCAUGAACGGUUCACCAAUCUCAAGCUUGGAAACACAUCAGGUACAGCAGCUGCAGAGCAACGACAUGCACUCACAUACAUUCAAUAUCUUGACAUUUUUUCUAGUUUUUCUCAUGUCGAGCUGUUUCCUGUUGCUCGACUACGCGACGAGAUAUACUUUACAUAUGCUGCAGAACUGCAUCAGUAUAUUGAACGCUUUUUCCGCAAAACCCACAUUCUCGAAAACACAGACAAGAUUGUGUCCAAGAUCGAGGCCGAUUUUGAGACGGCGUGGACUAAAAAACUGCCGUUCCCAGGCUGGACAUUCCAGGCAGAAAGCACAGUGGCUCGUGAUGGGGUCGAAACUCCAGAAGGAUUUUAUUGCACGCCCUGCGGCAAGUAUUUUGCUAAGGAAACAGUGUACUGGGCCCACUUAACUGGAAAAAAGCAUGUCAAAAAUUCGAAGCAAUUAGAGCUGGUUGCCAGAAAAACCGAAAGCAGUGAAGCAACAGCUUCUGCAGACGCGGAAGAGCAGUUGCGACUCAAGCUUCUUGCAAUGCACGAGUAUUUCACAUAUCACCUGGUGCAGCUUCUUCAGAAACACAUUACAGAUACAAGGAACAAUGUGGAGCGACGUCGCGCGCUUACUGACCGCGAACGACAGCUGGAGCUUGCCGCCCUCGAAGCUGCCGACACAGCUCUAUUAGCAGAGCUUGAUAAUCCGGGAGGACAUGGAGGAGAAAAUGGUAAUGGCGAUGGAAACGAUUCAGACUCGGAUUCCGAUGACAUUGUGUACAACCCACUCAAGUUACCUCUUGGUCAUGACGGAAAGCCUAUUCCAUUCUGGUUGUGGAAGCUUCAUGGGCUGGGUGUACAAUAUCCAUGUGAAAUUUGCGGAAACUACGUUUACAUGGGCCGUAUGGCGUUUGACAAGCACUUUGUUGAGGCUCGUCAUGUACACGGCCUUCGAUGUUUGGGAAUUACGCCAGGACUACUUUUCAAGGGUGUUGUUAGUAUCGCUGAUGCUAUGGCACUUUGGGAAAAAAUCAAGCGUGAAAAUCGACAAGAGGAGAGUCAUCGUGAAAAUGCCAUUGAAAUGGAAGACGAUGAAGGUAAUGUUAUGUCUGAAAAAGUCUAUAACGAUCUUAAAAAACAAGGGUUAUUGUAA